UAAUAUACGAGUACACGGUUUAAAUUUGCCUUAAGAGGCCCUGAUUCUUACUUAUCACUUCUGCUAAUCACUUGAUUAAUAUUUUUAAUGCAUAUUCUUUCCCACUUUGUUUUUUUUCCUUCAUUAUUUUCUAAUCUAACAAGGAAAGUGAUAACAGACUGGAAACCAGAUUUAUUUUGGUGGGUGCUAUCCUCACAGCUGUCACAUUAACACUUCAAAAACCCUUUUUUUUUUCUGCCUGAAUUCAUUCUUCUUCAGACCUCGAGACAACUACAGAUUUCAGACAAAUUCCUCUGUUUUUUUUUUUCUUUUUUAUGUUUCUGAGUUUUGUUUGGGCUUUUCGGUGGGAAAAUUUUGUUUUUAAGUUUUUGUAGUUUCGAGAAACAAUGUUUAAGUCAUGGAGAAACGACAAGAACAAGAUCAAAGCUGUGUUCAAGCUGCAGUUCCAGGCAACUCAGGUGCCGAAGCUGAAGAAAUCCGCACUGAUGAUAUCUUUGGUUCCUGAUGAUGUGGGGAAGGCAACAUUUAAACUCGAGAAGUCUCAGGUCAAAGACGGAACCUGUUCGUGGGAAAAUCCAAUAUAUGUGUCAGUGAAACUGAUUAAAGAACCAAAAACUGGGAUUAUCCGUGAGAAGAUAUACCAUUUCGUCGUAGCAACAGGUUCUUCCAAGUCGGGCUUUCUUGGAGAAGCUUCUAUUGAUUUUGCAGAUUUUGUGGCAGAGGCAGAGCCAUUGACUGUCUCCUUGCCGCUUAAGUUCGCCAACUCCGGUGCAGUUUUACAUGUGACAAUCCAGAAGAUACAGGGAGCCAAUGAUCUAAGAUUUAUCGAAGAAAAUGGAGAUCAAGCACUCACCAAAGAAGAGAGCUUCAAAAGCCAACAAAGCAAUGAUGAUGUAGAUGGAUUUAAUCGAGAUGAAAGCAGCUUGGAUACAAACACGCCUAAGAACGGGAGCCUACUAGGUUCCUUUGAUUCUAAUGGAGCAUCAUGCUGGAUAGAUGGUCCUGACGGGAGUAUGCGUCUACCUCAUCGACAGAACUCGAUCCCUUCAAGAAGAAACGGGCAUCGGAGAUCAAACACAGAAUGGUCAGCAAGUUCAACAUCAGAUGGAAGUUAUAUUGAGUCAAGAAACAGUCCUGAGAACAAUUUCCAAAGAGGAUUUGCUGAUGAUUCGAAUGACCCUGGUGACAGACAGAAGGUAGAGCUUGAAGCUUUGAGGAGGCAAUCAGAACUAACUGAGCUGGAAAUGCAGUCUCUAAAGAAACAGGUUACAAAGGAAGGCAAACGGGUACAGGAACUCUCGAAAGAACUAAGUUGUCUCAAGGAAGAAAGAGAUAAUCUUUUGGAUGAAUGCAAGCAGCUCAAGCUGCAGAAAAAUGUAGAUGAAGCUGAAGCUGAAAGCAGAUUGAGAAGCAUCAGCGAGGAUACGAGCAAUAUGAUACAAGAGAUCAGAGAUGAACUAGAUUGCGAAAAGGAUUUGAGUAGCAACCUUAGGUUGCAGCUGCAGAGGACUCAAGAAUCGAACUCCAACCUGAUUCUUGCAGUGCGUGAUCUGAAUGAGAUGUUGGAGCAGAAAAACAGCGAGAUUUCUUCACUGGGUACUGAAUUGGAAGAGGUUAAGAAGCUUCAAAAGGACAGGGAAAUGGAUUCUGGACCUGAUGCAAAUGAGGAUGAAAGCCAACAAGGAUGGAAAGUCGAGAUUGAUAUGCUAAAACGAAGAAACGAAGACUUGGACUGGGAGUUAGACUCUUACAGGAAAAAGAACGAGGAACUGGAGAUCCAACUGAAUGAAAUGACUCAAGAAUACGAGUCCUUAAAAGAGGAAAACAGCAACAUAUCUUUGAGGUUAGAGCAGCAAGAACACUUGAAACCACAAGAUAUAUGCCCAGAUUCUAGACAUACUAUAGAAGAAUUGGAAUCUCAGAUAGAGAGAUUGGAGGACAAAAUAAAGCAGCAGUCAUUGGAAUACUCCGAAUGCUUGAUUACAAUUAACGAACUCGAAAGUCAGGCCAAGGAACUGAAGAAAGAACUAGAAGAGCAAGCUCGGAUUUUCGAUGAAGACCUUGAAGCAAUGGUGAAGGCCAAGACCGAGCAGGAGCAGAGGGCCAUAAAAUCAGAGGAGGAGUUGAGGAGAACAAGGUGGAAGAACGCUAUAACAGCUGAGCGGCUACAGGAGAAAUGCAAGAGGCUUUCUCUAGAAAUGGAGUCUAAGCUAAGCGAGAACGAGAAGUUGACAAUGAAGAGCGUGGCAGAAGCAAAUGAUUUCCGCACGCAAAACAAAAAUCUUGAAGAAAUGCUACAAAAAGCAAAUGCAGAGAUCUCAAAACAUAAAGAACUGAAGAGGUAUGAAGAAGAGAAGAGUGAAGCACUGUCAAUGAGAGUUCAGAUGCUCGAAGCAGAGGUAGAGAAGCUGACAAAGCUGAGGGAUGAAUCGAAUGCAACAGCUACUGAAACUGAGAUGCUAAUUCAGGAAUGGAGGAAAGAAAGAGACGAACUGCAGAGAAAACUUACAUUGGCUAAAGAAGAAGCCGAGAGAGCACAAAAAGAUUUAGUUCUCACUAGGUCAUCUCAUGAUGAGAAAGAGAGCAUGGUCCGGAAUUUGAGGAGAGAAGUGGAAGGACUUAGCCAACAGUACAGUGAAUUACAGAAUAGCUUUGUUCAAGAGAAAAUGGAGAAUGAAGCUCUAAGGAAACAAGUAUCGAACCUGAAGACCGAUAUUCAGAGAAAAGAAGAGGAUAUUUCUAAAAUCCUUGAUGCAAGGACGGAAGAAAGACAGUCAGGAAAAGAGCAGAAGCUUUCCACUUCUAACAGACACAACAAGGAGAGCAUUACAAAACUAAUGGAUGAGUUGGCUCAUCUCAAGAAUAAAAAUAACUGCAUGGAGAGAGAGCUGAAAGAAAUGGAAGAAAGAUAUUCAGAGAUAAGCCUGAAAUUUGCGGAGGUAGAAGGCGAAAGACAACAACUUGUGAUGGCUGUUAGAAACCUCAAGAAUGGUAAGAAGAACUAAUAUUUCUAUGCAGGGUUUGGGAGUGGAACUUUUCUGGGGGUGAAAGCAGCGAGGAUCCAUUUGAGCUGCAAAUAUAAUUGUUUGACAUCAUUGAGGAAAGCUUUUUAUGACUCGUGUGUUAAUAUAAAAAAAGUUUUCUAUAAAAGUAACUUUUGAAUCCCUAA
Tarenaya hassleriana is the source of this 3169-nucleotide messenger RNA. RefSeq names its product myosin-7B. The transcript has 7 exons. Lineage: Eukaryota; Viridiplantae; Streptophyta; Magnoliopsida; Brassicales; Cleomaceae. The coding region runs from base 387 to 3005 and encodes 872 amino acids. The record is from RefSeq and is a predicted model, not a curated record.